Messenger RNA from Chondrus crispus (carragheen), 2291 nucleotides. RefSeq lists its product as hypothetical. The record is from RefSeq and is a predicted model, not a curated record. The coding region runs from base 1 to 2136 and encodes 711 amino acids. NCBI's taxonomy places the organism in Eukaryota, Rhodophyta, Florideophyceae, Gigartinales, Gigartinaceae. Gene Ontology annotation, molecular function: catalytic activity. The transcript is spliced from 2 exons.
AUGCGCGAUCAACAACCUCGACAAUGGUCGAUAACUACUAAGCCAAUCCACUUUGUCCAAAUUUGUGUGCCAUGUGAUGGCCACUUGCAUCCUCACCACCGCUUAGUCCUGUUGCUUCACGGCUGGAUGGGUCAUUUCCAAGACAUGGUUUCCCUUGGGAAUAGGCUUGCUCGGGAUGGUUACAGAGUUAUUAUUCCAGAUCUUCCUUUCCAUGGUAAAUCUGUUGAUUGCCGUCCUCGUAGCCUUCGAGAGGCUGCACUUCUUCUUGUAAAGGCAUUGGCAGACAUUUUUGCGGUGGACCAGGGAUCUCACUAUCCUCUCAUCAUCGGUGGAUACUCUCUCGGCGGUCGCCUGGCUCUAGAAAUAGCCGAUGACCUGUCUCGCCGUUCUCUGCGCUGUUUUCGGCUGCAGGCUCUGCUGUUAAUCAGCUCAGCUCCCCCUCCGAUGAACGACAAAGAACGCAGAGAGAGAGCAGCAGAUGGGGAGCGCAUCGCGACCAGACUCCAGACCGUGAAGUCUUCAAUGGAUUUCGGGGAUUGGCUCUUAAAUUCUUGGUAUGCCUCACCGAUGUGGCAUCAUUUUCCAGAUACUGACAGAUUCACCUACAUGUUGACGCACCGCCACAUUACCUUUGAUAGUCACAAAACGGCCUGGACAGAAGCUGCCCUCUACAUGGCAAGGUAUCCAGAGCCCAAUUCCGCUACCCUCGAUGUUCUCGAUGUUCCAACACUCUAUGUACAUGGCGAUUGUGACGAGAAGUAUGCAGCGUUCUCCACGCGAAUGGGGAAGCUGUUUGUUAACUUCUCGACUGAGGCAGUUAUAGGAUCUGGACACAAUGUCAUAAUGCAAAAACCAGCCGAGUGUAAUCAUUCUAUCUCUCAAUUCCUUGAAGCGAAUUUCCGUCCCUCAACCUCCGAUGAUACGGUCAAGAUUCUUGCAGUGAGGAUACUUAGAUAUUCAUUGCCCCUCAAAAAUCCGAUGAAGGUCAACGGGAUCAACGUACAUCAACGUGAUGGUAUGUUGUUAGCUCUGUCAUCGGACGACAAUGGUGUCACUGGAGUGGGAGACAUUUGUCCACUCCCAGGCCUGCACACGCAGAAUAUUGAAAAAUGCCUGACGGAAGUUCAGUGUCUGUCGCACGUUUUGCAUGUCACGCCAGGGCUAUUUGGACAUCAAUGUUGUGUGUUGCUGAACAUGGAUAUGACCUUACGGACUAUGUCACCGGUGAUUAAGAACGCAUUUACUUCUGCAGCUCUACAUCUCUUGAGUCAAUUCAAAAAAAUCAGUUUGAAAAGCCUCAUCAGGCAUCUGAUGGUUGCCUGCAGUAUAGACCAGACUUUCCUAGAGAGGCCAUGCCGAAGCCUUCCACUGAAUGGUGUGUUGCCGCGGUCCAUUCUAAAUGUUGAUGUCACUUCCCAUUCUCAAUGCAAGGAAAGGCUUGUUAACUUCAUGGAACAAAGUCCAUUUCAGACUCUGAAAGUGAAGGUAGGAGUCACAGAAGAAGCAAUAAAAGAAGGCGAAAUCCUAAAAGCAACGGUUCUUGAGGCAGAGAAAAAAGGACGCAUCGUGCGUCUUGAUGCUAACCGGGCCUGGACCAAAGAACAAUUCGACGCGAUCAGAUCUUGCCUUGGGACCCAGUCCAGCAAGAUCGAUUUCUUAGAAGAACCGUUCAGAGAAAGCAGCGAACUCGAAGCAUACCUAUUAGACUCAGAUACCGGGCCACGUAUUCGCGUGGGCUUAGAUGAGAGCAUUUCUGAUUGUAAUCUACGGGAAAUUGCCUCAUUAGCUAACUCGGCAGAUUGUGGUGCAUUAGUGGUGAAACCAGCAGUGAUAGGUUUGCUCCGGGAUAUCUUUAAGCUACGCGAGAUUGCGGCUUCUAGUAACAGUAGAGUUGUCAUGAGUAGUGUUUUUGAGAGCGGAGUUGGGCUCGCUUGGGCCGCAGUUCUAGCCGCUGUAUGUCAGACCGAGGAAACGAGUCAUGGGUUGGGGACGUUUACACAUCUUUGCAAAGAUGUGAUUGUCCCCGGAUUUUCGGACUCCUGUUUCUUGGAAUCCUCUAGUUUGUGCAUAGAUGGUUGUGCUCGCUUUCUAUCCUUCGCUGCUCAUAACGUUGUCAUGAAAGGGACGCUAAUGUAGGAGAAAAGCAGUCGCGACAGACGCAUUGACGGUUUCUCUGUCUGGAAAUAUUAGGAUAUGUCGUUUUACUUGAAAAUUUCAAUGAGCAGUUUCUUUAAACACCUGAAAGACGGACGUUGGUAUAUCUGCGGGAAUAGGCCACAUGUUCUCGUAAA